Messenger RNA from Manihot esculenta (cassava), 962 nucleotides. Its product is annotated as protein FAR1-RELATED SEQUENCE 5. NCBI's taxonomy places the organism in Eukaryota, Viridiplantae, Streptophyta, Magnoliopsida, Malpighiales, Euphorbiaceae. The record is from RefSeq and is a predicted model, not a curated record. The transcript is spliced from 3 exons. The coding region runs from base 167 to 793 and encodes 208 amino acids.
UGACACACAAAGCAAUUCCAGUAACUCAUCAGUCAUUACUCAAUCCAACGGCAGAGAAUCAUCCCAUUUCACAUUUUUUGGACAUCACACUCUCGUACUCGCGCAUCAACGCGAAGAUCGCUUUGCUUCUCCCAAAUUUUGGAUGUGUCGGCCAUCUUUCUGAUUCAUGGAUUUGGUUAAGGAAGUCAGUGAAGUUGACAGUGCUGUGGAAGUAAAAACACUUUCUGUAGAAGGAGAUGGAAUUCUAGAACCACAUGUAGGUAUGGAAUUUGAAUCUGAAGAUGCUGCCAGGAGAUUCUACAUAGAGUAUGCCAGAAGGGUAGGCUUUGUUGUGCGUAUUAUGCAACGGCGUCGUUCCGGGAUUGAUGGGAGAACCCUUGCUCGUCGACUUGGAUGUAAUAAACAGGGGUUCUCACCUAAUCAUAAGAGCACAAUUGGACCAGAUAAGAAAACAAGAUCUAGUGCACGGGAAGGGUGCAAGGCAACCAUCCUGGUGAAGAUGGAAAAGUCUGGAAAAUGGGUUGUUACAAGAUUUGAAAAAGAUCAUAAUCAUCCUCUGGUUGUUACUGCUAACGGAUUCAGUACAACGGGUGACAAAGAUAAGAAAAUUGAAGAACUAACUAAAGAGUUGGAGCAUCAGGAGCAAUUAUGUGCAGUUUACAGAGAAAGGUUGCUUAGUUUUAUGAAUAAUGUUGAGGAGCAAACUGAAGAACUGUCUUCAAAAAUUAAAGUGAUCAUUGACAAUGUGAGGAAAGUUGAAUCUGAAGUGCAAAAGUUUUCCAACCGUAGAUAGCCCUAGCAUUUGACAUGAGCAUUUAGGUAUUGUCAUGGGUACAUUUGAUCAUGCACAGUAUGUAUUAGGAUCAAUUUCUUGUACUCAACUUGUUUAGCACUCAGUGAGCUGUAACAGUACUAAUUAGAUGCAAUAGAAAUUUCACACGGUUGGCUCUCCCUAAUAUAAA